This is a messenger RNA of Ruditapes philippinarum (Manila clam), 824 nucleotides long. RefSeq lists its product as uncharacterized. The record is from RefSeq and is a predicted model, not a curated record. Bases 171 to 824 code for a protein of 217 amino acids. Lineage: Eukaryota; Metazoa; Mollusca; Bivalvia; Venerida; Veneridae. The transcript has 4 exons.
GUCGGAAUGUUGGUGUAUGUGUAAAACUUACAUAUGGAUCUUUAGAUGCUCAACGGCUGAUAGAAUGGUUUGAGAUCCAUAAAUUAUUUGGUGUUGACAAGGUUAUAGCAUAUACCUACCAAUUAAAUUCAAAAGCAGCUAAGGUUUUAAAAUUUUAUGAAAGAAGUGGAAUGGCUCAGGUUUAUGACUUCGACUUUCCCGAGAAAGAUAUCAUUAAACGCAACAUUGGUGAGAACUCUCAAUACUUGAAUGAUGAACAAGUGGUGUUAUUUGACUGCCAGGAACGACUUAAAAAUUAUGAUUAUGUUGCAGUCGUCGAUACAGAUGAGUUCUUACUACCGAGAACGAAACAUUUCAAAAAUGCUUGGAAAAUUUACUUUGAAAAUAAGUUUAGGAAAGAGAAUGUUGGAGCGUUGUUCUUUUGCGUUAGAAUCCGUGCAUAUACGUGGGGACCGUCAAACAAAAGCCAUCCGCUUCAUAUCGGACGAUACAGCAACUGUACAUUUCCAAUGAAUGACAGAAAUAAGGGUGUAUAUAUACGACAAGGAAGUGUGUGGACUCAUGGAGCUUAUCCGUUACAGGGUUUCACAAUUUAUGUGGUGGCGAACGUGAGUGAAGCCGUUAUACAUCAUUAUAGACACUGUAGAGAGGAAUGGUUGAAUACAACUUCCACACAUGUUAGCCGUUCAGAAAUGUAUCUGUUUCAUAUGACAAACACGACUAAAUGCACCGAUUUUCGCCGGUCCCAUUCCGAUGUUAUUGGUCAACUGGCUGACAAUAUGAAAGCUGACGUAUUUAAAAGACUAGAGGAAGUAGAACUGUGA